CUUUGCUAGCACAGUCGUCGGAUCUCCAGGGAGUUUUUUGAACUAAAGUCGUUUUCUAUUGGCCAGACACUGAUCAGCUGGUUAUAUUUGCUGCUGUCGCUUUGGCGCUCGGCCAUCCUGAAACAAACCACCUCGAUGACUACUAAUAGCUAAACCACAUUGUGUACUAAUACAUAACAAAUCAUAUUACUACAGAGUGUGGAGCAAAUGAGUUCGUAUUUUGUGAACCCCAGUUUCCCUGUUUCACUGCCUAGUGGCCAGGACUCUUUCCUCGGACAGAUCCCACUUUAUACAACGGGCUAUGAUGCUCUAAGGCACUUUCCAGCUUCCUAUGGGGCAACCACCCUCCAGGAUAAGAGUUACUCUUCACCUUGUUAUUAUCAACAAUCCAAUUCAGUAAUAGCUUGCAAUCGUGCAUCGUAUGAUUAUGGUGCUUCUUGUUUCUACCCUGAAAAGGAUCUAGCCAGUAUCUCGCCAUCCGGUAGUGGAAAGCAUAGACCCCAGGAUGACUUCUUUUCCUCAGACCAACAUUACAAAACAGAUUGUGCGCAAAACAAAAUUUUGAGUGAAGAAGGAAACGACCGGAAGUACAGUACUCCAAUUUAUCCUUGGAUGCAACGAAUGAAUUCAAGUUCCAGUUCUGUAUUUGGGCCUCAUGGGCGUCGAGGACGACAGACCUAUACACGAUUCCAAACACUUGAGCUGGAGAAAGAAUUUCACUUUAACAGAUAUUUAACUAGACGCCGCCGGAUAGAGAUUGCCAACGCACUCUGCCUCACAGAACGUCAGAUAAAGAUCUGGUUCCAGAAUAGGAGAAUGAAAUGGAAAAAGGAAAACAAACUUCUAAACACAACAGAAUCCAACAGCGAAGAAGCAGAAGAUAAAACAGGGGAGUAAGAGCGCAAAUUCAAAGGAAGUUACCCUGGGCCUUUCUGUUUGGUAAUUGCGUGUGCAGGCAGGCCACUCAAAUGGCUAAUCUUCUUGCUCAGAGGACUAUCCACAGCUCCACAACUCCAGUAUACAGGAAAGUUGUGUUUUCUUGCAAUACAAGGAUUGAAAUACAGCCUGACUUCGAAAAGUAUCUAACGACAUGCCCUGAACUUUAAGCGAAUUCAUUGCCUGGAUGGAUCCCCUGCUCAAUUCACUCUUUUAAUUUCUC
Mobula hypostoma (lesser devil ray) is the source of this 1159-nucleotide messenger RNA. Its product is annotated as homeobox protein Hox-A6. Bases 208 to 897 code for a protein of 229 amino acids. The transcript is spliced from 4 exons. Gene Ontology annotation, cellular component: nucleus. Lineage: Eukaryota; Metazoa; Chordata; Chondrichthyes; Myliobatiformes; Myliobatidae. Gene Ontology annotation, molecular function: DNA-binding transcription factor activity, RNA polymerase II-specific; RNA polymerase II cis-regulatory region sequence-specific DNA binding. The record is from RefSeq and is a predicted model, not a curated record. Gene Ontology annotation, biological process: anterior/posterior pattern specification; regulation of transcription by RNA polymerase II.